AUGAGUCCUUUAGGGGAUACUGGAGAAUUCAAUCUCAUGUUCCAAGAGCUUUUCGAACCGAGAUGGUCCACCAAAAGUCGUUACAGCAUUCAUAUGUACGAGUGGGAGAUUCCGGAAUUGAUAAUGGACUGGAAGUCGGGCUCAGCUCUGUCGUCUGGCGAUACCACAGCAACUGUUCGAUCCAGAUUCUUCGACACGAUCACAAUAUCUGGAUGCGGUGCCGUCUUUGAGGCUAUGACGUGCAAGCAGUAUCUCGCGAGAUCUUGGGGCGACCUUGGGAUCAAGGUCGCUGAUAUGAUUCUUGAGUUCAUCUCAACCACAAGGGAAGAUGCAUGUAUCAGUCAGUCCAACGACCCUCAUACCAAACCAGUGAUCACACAUAGUGAAAUUGACGGCAAAAUCGGCGAGGCUCUGGCUUAUGCGUUUCAAAGCCACUUAUAUUUAGUCCUACAGGAUGUGUCGCCCUCACAGGCAAGCAGCAUACAAAACAUAGCUGAGUGGCUAUGUAAAACGUUUCGACAGAUUCACUCUGGCCACAUCACAGGGCUUCAGGCAUCUCGACUGGCCGAAAUAAUUCAUUCUGGGACUCUGAGUGGUGGCCAUGAGUACGUGGCCUUUGCUCUGUCACCAUUGAUACCUUUGCAGGUCGAUCGAGCUAGCUGCUGGAUGUCAUUGUUCGAGACAGGGAUCGUUGCAGAAACACCGGUGCGACGAGACGUGGCUCUUGAAGGCCUCGAAAUGAGCUUCGAGCUUAUGACAUCUCUCGCCGCGGUGGAAACAUAUCACUACAUUCAACGCGAGGGUAACGCGACAGAAUUUAUACUGCUAGGAUUCUUCACGGCCCUGAUCCCUACCCUCCUUCACGAUUCUGGGACAAUUUCAUGGCACUUUGAGUACUCCGAUACCGAUGUUCUGCGACCAAUGGAUCUGCAAUCGACGCAAAAAUCAUUGGCUUCCAUCAAGACACCAGCAGACCUUGCUGGCAGACGCUGUGUGGUUGGUAUGUGGCCUCAAGCUAACAUUAUGCUUGGUGUCGAAGGUACAGGAUUGGACUUCGAGGAUAGUGGCCUUCCGCAUCGCUCGAGUGUCUUGAAGCUCAAAGGAUUUGAGGCCACAGCUGCGCUUGGCGUGUCAGGCGGUCCUGUUCAGGGUAUCAUGCAGGCGACGCGGACAUACGAGCAUCACGUGACCAGACAAAGGUUCACGCGGUCAACUGCUUAUGUUCGUGCGUUGGACCAUCUUUCUCAGGCUGUAGCUCUUGUGUACGACUGCAAGACCCAUAUUGGCUGGCUGGUCCCUCAAACCAGCCUUUUGCUACAUCUUUGCCACGCUUACUACGCAAGGCUUAGCAACAUUAAAGGCCAGAUCGACCCUAUACCCUGGGCCAAACCGUCGACUGACGGUGCUUCAGCUGCCACUGCUGCUUUUCGAGGUUCCGGCGAUAUAGUCGUCAGCGAAGUGGGUGACCAGACCGACGACCAGCUUCUGCUCAGACAACUACUUGUGUCUCUCAACAGUAGUCUCCAAGUCACUCAAGACACGAGACAGCUACCGAAGAAGAUAUUCCACUGGACCAAAGGAGUGUACUUCUCGGAAUUGCAAGACCAAAUUCUUGAGCCGGACGACGGCAGUGCAUUGAGAGUGCUGGAUCCAGCUGAAUGGCCAUCCAUCAAGGCAUGGCUAGAGAUCACGAAGAAAGUGGACGGCCUUCUCGUCUGCAGAAACCUGGAUCAGGCAAUCGCACUCGUCGGCCCUUCUUGCAGUCCUCACAACCAGAGCCCACAAGCAAAUGCCAACAUCAUCACCAACAAUAUGAACAGCAACAACACAACGACCACCACAACAACAACCACACAAACGCAGCUAUCCACGCAUCUUGCUACCUGUUCCUCUUGUGCAAAAGUCCCAGAAGGACGAGGUUACCUAGUCGCCCACGCCUGGUGCCUACAAAACGUGCUGAAACGACCAAGUCCAAUCGCAAGCAAAAACAUGGCUACAUGGAUUCAAAAUGGCAAGCCUUUUGAUGUCCAUCUGCACGCCUCGAAUGAAUCCAUCUGGGCACAUCCUGAAAAGGUGCUUCAAAGUUUCGCAAAGCCUGAGCGGGGUUUCGUCUGUAACAAGACGGGAGGACACACAGUCGAGGGUGCGGUCGUUUUUGGAAAGUAUGGCGAGGAGUCUCUUGCUGAGUGGUUGAGGAAGGUUGCGUUGAGUCCGUAG
Aureobasidium pullulans EXF-150 is the source of this 2217-nucleotide messenger RNA. RefSeq lists its product as uncharacterized. The record is from RefSeq and is a predicted model, not a curated record. The transcript has a single exon. NCBI's taxonomy places the organism in Eukaryota, Fungi, Ascomycota, Dothideomycetes, Dothideales, Saccotheciaceae. The coding region runs from base 1 to 2217 and encodes 738 amino acids.